CAAAUAAAAUUAAAGCGAAGAGGUGGGGAAGGAAAUAGGAGCACAAGCUUAAUCAGAGUUAGAAAUAGGCAGUCCUGGUGCAGGAUUGUUCUAGAAGAUGUGUAGUUCUUAUUCUCCAGUGUCACAGUCCUUCGUCAACACCAUGUCACGACUUUCCAGAGUUACUUUGCAGCUCAUCUUUACCCAUUUUUAUUCAGUUACUUUGUUUUGAUAGGAAGUUAUUGCUGUAUAUCUUUUGUCAGUUGCUGCUUGGUCAGAUGAGGCAUAUGUAGGCUUUUCUUUGGGUUUCUGUACUAAUCAGUGAGUUAUUAGUUGUUUUAACUUGCACUUCUGUAGAGUUUGUCCAGCUUGCUCAGUGUGUUUCAGCUAGCCUCGGGCUUGGAACUAAGCACCUACUUUCAGAUGUGAUGAUCACUCUACCCCUAAUCUUGGAAUGGAACAGCCUUGGUGUGUGGGAGGAGGGCUUCUCCUUUUUCUGCCAAGGACUGGGAGCAAACAACUUUCUCCAGCGGCUAGAUCUGCGUAAUAACCAGAUCAACCAUCAAGGGGCCGGGGAACUGGCUGUGGCACUGAAACAAAAUGCCAGCCUUCAGGAGCUUGAUUUGCGUUGGAAUAAUAUCGGGCUUCUGGGUGGCCGAGCUUUGCUGAACUGCCUGCACAGCAACAGGACCCUGAAGAGGCUGGAGCUGGCUGGGAACAAUGUUCCUAGUGACAUCCUGAAAGCUGUGGAACAAGCCAUGGAUCACAACCAAGACCGACAGACUAUCCUGAGUGAGACCCAGAACCGAGCAUACAUACUCAGCAAGGAGGUUUUGAGUCUGAAGGAUGAGAAGACCAAGCAGUUCUUGGACUUGAUGGACACUAUAGACAAGCAGAGAGAAGAAAUAGCCAGGAGUGGCAGGAUGUCUGCAGCACGAGUCAGACAGCUACAAGAAGCAUUGGAUGAGCAGCACUCUAUUAUGAAUUCACUGAAAGCCAAGCUGCAGAUGACUGAAGCUGCCCUGGCUCUGUCUGAGCAGAAGGUGAACAAUUUGGGAGAGCUACUGAACGCCACAAAACAGGAACAAGCCAGCAUGGCUGAGUGCCACUUUACAGAGCUCCAGCAGCAAAAGCAGGAAGGUGCUGAUCGGGAAGGCAAGCUUUUGCGUGACUUGUCUGCGGCCAGUGAGAAAAAUCUGCUUCUAAGAAACCAGGUGGAUGAGUUGGAGAAGAAGUGCAAAGUUCAGCAGGAUCAGCUGUUCCAGGUGAAACAAGACUUGACCAACACAACAGCAGAGCUGAAGCUGCGGGCCGUGCAGACUGAGGAACGUCUGGAAAUGGAGAAGAGAAGAUUUAAACAAAGCCUUGAAGACAUGGAAUCCCUUCGGGUAAAAGAGGUGGAUCAUAUGACACAGCACAUUGAGACCAGUGAACGUUCCAUGCAGGACAGGAUCCAGAGACUGGAAGCCAUGAGGAUAGCUCUGGAGGAGGAGCUGAGCCAAGUCAAAGCAGCAGCACUUGCUGAACGAGGCCAGGCAGAGGAGGAGUUAAUAAAAGUCCGGAAUCAAGCACGGUUGGAGGAGCAGCAACGACUCGAACACCUAGAAGAGAAGCUGAGGCUGAUGACUGAGUCACGUGAUGAAGCUCAGAACUGCUGCCUUAAGCAAAAACAAAUGGUUGCUGAGGCUCAAGCCAAAGCCAGUCAGUUGAGCCUGCAUGCUGAUGGACUCAGAAGGCGGAUAGAGGAACUUCAGCAGAAUCUGAACAGUAAGGAAGAGGAGAAAGUGAUAGAGGUGAAUAAAGUGAAAGUGGAAUUACAGGAGCAGAUUGGACACCUGCAGGCUGAACGCACAGCACAGGAUGGGAUGAGAGAGAAGAUCGCAGCCCUGGAGAGACAGCUGAAAGCCCUAUCAAGUAGCCACCGCGAGGCACUGCUGGACAAAGAAGGUGAAAUCUCGAUGCUGCUGGAGAAGCUGAGAAUGAAAGAGGCUGACAUCUCCAGGAUGAGGGAAGAAGAGGCCCAGCGAGCAAGUUUCUUGCAGAAUGCCAUCAUGGCAUAUGUGCAGGGCUCCCCCUUGGGAACCCACAGUUCUAGGAAAUGAGAAUGUGGCUUAAAGAAUCCAGAUACCUGCUGUCAGGAAAAGGGUGAGCAACUUAGGUACAGCCCCUUCUUUCUAAGUGGGACAGUUUUGUCAGAGUGGGAUGAUGUGAAGGGUUGCAAACACAGAAAAUUGCUUUUGCUCUUCAGAAAUCUUGUUCACAACCACAUAAAGGAGAGGAGGAAACAACCAUCCAGGGGUGGGAUAGAGGCUCGUGAGUCUGAGUUGAUGAUGUGGACCCUUUCCCCUGCACUGCUCUACAGUAUCUGACGUAGUUUCUUUGUCCUUUCAUACAGCACCAGUCUGUUGGCACACCCUAUUGUUACCACGGGGUUGUAUGUUCCCUGAGCAGCAGUCCUUCUGAAGCAUUUGUUUGGAUGGCAGGGCUGUUCACAGUGAGACCUGAUAAAUGAUGGGCAGCAGUGUUUACAGUUCCCUGUAGGUGGGAGCCAAUACUUUGCUCAUGUGAGGUCUGGAAGCUGCUGAAAAAACCAGAUCUUUCCUACCUGUGCUUUUAUACUUGCUGCUUACAGAUGAAAGCAGCAACUGAGAGGGCUCACUUCGGCUCUUUUACGCUGCCCCUCCAUGGCUCUGGCUGUAGUGAUGAGCAGAAGAUAAGCAUUCAUUAUAUAUAGAAACAUAAGCAGAGGGGAAUUGCUGCGCAGUGGCUGUCCAUACCCUUGUUGGACAGCUAGGCUUUGGCCAUGGUUCAAGACUUUCCAACAUCAACUGGCAUGGAAAGGGUGGGGUAGGGUGUCGGGGGUCAGCAUCUGUGCUUCCUUACUGUGAACUGCAGCCCUUGGCUGGAGUUUUUGUGGCCAAAAUGCAAGAGGAUUUCAUUCCGCUGUGACAAAUGGCAAAGCUGUCCUACUGGUUCCUUGGGAUCCUGGAGCUGCAUGCUACUGUUUUCUGGGCCUCACCCUGGAGAGGAGCGAUGCUUCUGACUUGCCACUGGGGAGUUACUUCUCAAAGCACAAAGGGGAGGAGGUGCUUCCUUUUCCUGGCAACACAGGUCCUCCUGUGCCAUGGAGAAAGGGAAGGGAUGUGAGGGUCUGAGUCAGAGAAAGUGGAGACUUUUGUCGGGGCAGCAAUACAAGAGCUUCCUCUUAGUUUCUUAUUUGAGUCUGUGGUGGGAGAAAUGGACCUGCGGUACAUAUUUUAAGAGGCAACUGGAAAAACAAACUCUAUGUGCGGACUGAUUGGUUUGUGUUUGUGAUUUUUCAUAUUUGGUUUUGCUCUGCAUUUUUAAUAAAGAACUUUUGCAUUUUGCUGUAA
Molecule: messenger RNA, 3353 nt
Organism: Tyto alba (common barn owl)
Lineage: Eukaryota; Metazoa; Chordata; Aves; Strigiformes; Tytonidae
Gene: LRRC45
Product: leucine rich repeat containing 45
Exons: 15
Coding region: 408-2081 (557 amino acids)
Cellular component (GO): centrosome
Molecular function (GO): protein binding
Source: RefSeq, a predicted model, not a curated record